AUGGCGCCGCAGGAAAGCAUCCCAACCUCAGCGACGGUGCUGGGAGCCAUAGGCACCGUCCUAUGGUGCAUCCAACUCCUCCCGCAAAUCUGGCACUCCUACCGCACGAAAUCCACCAAAGGCCUGCCCGAAGCCAUGAUGUUCCUCUGGAGUCUUUCCUCUUUGCCUUUCGGUGUCUACUCGAUCACGCAGAGGUUCAAUGUCGGGUUGCAGAUCCAGCCGCAGCUGUUCGGGCUGUUUUGUGGUGUUAGUUGGGGGCAGUGUCUCUACUACGGCCGCCGCUGGAAAGCAUGGAAAUGUAUCCUCGCUGUUACCGUGCUCUUGACGUUCGUAGCGGCGCUACAGAUCGUUUUUGUCUUCGUUAUCCGCGGACCUUACUCACGGGGAGUUUCGUGGCCGGUGAUGACGUUUGGGAUCAUUGCUUGCAUUACGCUGCUCUCCGGCUACGCGCCUAUACCCUUUGAGCUGAUGAAGAGGCGUGGGAGGGUGGUGGGCAUUGACUUCUGGUUCCUCUUGGUUGAUUCGUCGGGAGCGCUGUUCUCGUUGUUGUCGUUGGUCUUCCAGAACACGUUCGAUAUCGAAUUUGGAACGCUCUACGCAGUCUGUUGUACAGUGGAGUACGGAGUCUUCAUCUCACAUGGCGUCUGGCUCUUACGAACUCGAGAGCUCCGAAGAAGAGCGAAAGCAUUUGGUCAGUCCUUUGACGAUCUCCCAGAGGCUAGAGCAUGGCAAGAAGGAGGCUUCAAGUUGGAGGAAUGGAUGGGUCGAUGUUGCUUUGGACGUUCGAAACGUGACCAGGUGUUGGAUGAGGAAUUAGCUGUCGCAGAUGAGCAGAGCAUGGAGAGGGAUACAGUUGCAUAG
Messenger RNA from Saxophila tyrrhenica, 861 nucleotides. RefSeq lists its product as uncharacterized. NCBI's taxonomy places the organism in Eukaryota, Fungi, Ascomycota, Dothideomycetes, Mycosphaerellales, Extremaceae. The record is from RefSeq and is a predicted model, not a curated record. The transcript has 4 exons. Gene Ontology annotation, cellular component: membrane. The coding region runs from base 1 to 861 and encodes 286 amino acids.